AUGUCGUCUACUAAGAGCCAGCAGAAACGACAUAUGUCGGAUGAUCAGAUGCUGGUUGUUUCAAGCAAAAGGCAGGAUUCAGCAUCAAAUAUCUGCGAUCGAUUCACAUUGAUUUCUGGAGACAAGUUAUAUCUGUUGUUUCAAAAGCAGCAAGAGCUAUCUCUGCCAGAUUCAGGGGUGAUGUUCCCUUGGUUACAUGGGUUUGGUCAGGCGAAUGUUCCUUAUACAGAAAAGUUUCAACUGAGCAUUAUCAGAUCACAGCCGCUGCCGCCGGGGAUGAUCGAGAAUUCUGGGAUGUUGCGAUCAUCUUUGGAUUUGACUGAUUUGUUUACUCCGCUGAAUGAGGUGACCCAAGAUUUGGAUCAGGUUGUAAAAGUUGAGUUGCGAGAAUAUAGAACUUUAACUGGGUAUAAUGCAACCAUACUAGAAGUGGAUGAAUUGAUCCGGAUAUGUAGACACUAUAGGCUACUGCCUUUUUUACUCACUGACACCAUCAAACAAUAUAAAUACGGUAAUAAAAGGCAAAUAGGCACCCAAGUUAAGGAUGAUGGUGCAUCGUGGAAACGCCCUGGUAUGUUUAGGAGGUUUGAUAUACAACCAGCCAAACAUUUAGAACUUUCUAAUAAAGUUGUGAUGUACUGCCUGUCUAAUGGGCAUCCUAGCAGAUGUCGUUGCCAUGAUGCAGGCGUGAUGGUUAAAUGGGCUAGCAACUUCGUUGCGCUAAAUUAUUUGGAGCGUGAACAGAAUACACCCAAAAUUUUUAUUCUCGGAGGAAUUAGCGAUAUUCCUCAGGGUCUGAUGGCUAUGGUACCAAUGUCGAUGGCUUCUCUAGAGAAGCCUUCAGCAGGCCAAUUAGCUUCACAUUUUGAUAUUGCAUCUUUUAAUAGCUGGGACAGAGAUCUUUUGUAUAAGGAGCGGCUCGAGAUUUCUAAGAUGAGCAGCAUAAGCAUGAUAGCUGAAAAUGUAUGCUGCGGCAAUUCCACUGAUGUUGAGAUUUUAAGACUACGAAGAAUAAGCCCUAAUAACUCACUGUCGUCUAAAAAGUACUAUAGUACAUGUAAUACAAUAGUGACAUUAAGUGAUUUAGACUAUCGGAAUCUUGAUAUGUCAGCUUUGGAUUCCCAGCUAUUUAAUCUUCCCUCUAAAGAAUGUCUAAACUGUGGAUUGUAUAUUCAAUGCGUCGAGAGUGCACCUCUUCCUUCUUGUACGGAAAUCGAAUAUCAUAUGAACCAACUAGAAAGUAGCAUAGAGCUUAAAUUCCCGAGCUCUGGUUCAAUUGGGCUUGGAAAUUUAACGCUUGAGUCAAUUAAAUCAUUUGUCAACAUUUGUCAUUUAAUUCAUCAGUUUAGGAAGAAAACUGAUCGCUGGUCAUUAAUUUACUGUUCAGAUGGAUACACCGAAACCUCCCUUUUGGUUGUUGCGUAUCUAAUCUUCAACUGGGAUGUAUCACUAGAUGAAGUGUUAUUACGUUUGCAUAACGAACUUGAGCGCCCUUUCUUUUUAUUUCCAGUGGAUUUACAAGUUUUAGGCCACUUGCAACUUCUUUUACGUGAGCUCUCGCCGUUGAGGGAUCCAACCAGAGAUUCUACACUUCUUAAAAUUGAUCCGGAUAUGUUUAGUAAAAUGUUUUUCACCAAACCAUGUCAAGAUGUUGAUUUUUUAAGAUCAAAGGGUCCGUUACCCUCCAGAAUUUUACCACAUUUGUAUCUUGGGUCAUUAGAACAUGCGCAGAAUCCCAAUUUACUUUCUAAUUUGGGAAUUAAGAACAUAGUUUCAGUGGGAGAGACGUUAUCAUGGUCAGCUAAUGGACAAGAACAAAAAUUACCAUGCUAUAGCAGCGCUUGUAUCGUUCCUACUUCGGCUUUUGGAGUGUCUUUAGCCUCAUAUAGCAGAAAUGUAGCGGGACCGUCCAAUGCCAAUUUAAUGAAAAGAAAUAGAUCCUUCAGUCUUGACACUUUGAAUUUAAUGGAGUCACCAACCUGUAAAACUACAGUAACUUCUAAUGAUGGAUUUAAUAUAUGCCACGUUAGUAAUUUGGGUGAUAAUGGGGUUGAUCCGAUGCUUUCCCAACUUGAACAAGUUUUGGCAUUUAUUGAUAAAUGCUUUCAAAGGGGAGAAAGGGUGCUCGUUCACUGUAUGGUUGGUGUGUCAAGAAGUGCAACCGUGUGUAUUGCAGAAUGUAUGAAGCGUCUGGAUUGUGGUGUUAUUCAGGCUUAUCUCUUUGUUCGCGUUCGAAGAUUGAACAUCAUAAUCCAGCCAAACCUAAUGUUCAUUUACGAAUUACUUAAAUGGCAGGAAUUAAAGCACCCUAAUGCUAAGAAAGUUGAUUGGCAUAUUAUGUGCCGUGCCAUCGCAGAGCUAAACAAAAAUUACAUAAAGGAUUCUUGGUAG
Eremothecium cymbalariae DBVPG#7215 is the source of this 2391-nucleotide messenger RNA. RefSeq names its product tyrosine/serine/threonine protein phosphatase PPS1 (gene PPS1). The transcript has a single exon. Bases 1 to 2391 code for a protein of 796 amino acids. The record is from RefSeq and is a predicted model, not a curated record. Gene Ontology annotation, biological process: protein dephosphorylation; nuclear DNA replication. NCBI's taxonomy places the organism in Eukaryota, Fungi, Ascomycota, Saccharomycetes, Saccharomycetales, Saccharomycetaceae. Gene Ontology annotation, molecular function: protein tyrosine/serine/threonine phosphatase activity.